AUCCAAUACCAUUUGAGAUAUAUGUGAUAGUCAAGGAAUGGACAUGCAGAUUGCAGAAUUUCCUUCUCAAAAAUGGCAGCCAAAUUGGCACUCUCUUCUUCUCUUACCACUCAGAUUCCUCUCUUACCCAACUCUUCAUCCUCUGCAUCGGCUUUCCCUUGUGCCCUCACUUCCCAUAACACAAGGGCCCAUAAAUUCAGAAUUCAUGCAAACUUAGGGGAAGGAGAAGGAGAGCUCAAGCCUAAAGGAAAGAAGAAAUUUAUAACUAGAGAAGAAGAACCAGAGCAGUAUUGGCAAACAGCAGGAGAAAGGGAAGGAGAGAAUCCCAUGAAGACCCCUCUUCCUUACAUUAUAAUAUUUGGAAUGUCAACACCUUUUGUAAUCUUAGCCAUUGCUUUUGCCAAUGGCUGGAUUAAGGUUCCUGUUCGAUGAGUUUUGAGAAUUGAGAGACUGGGUUUUUCAAUGUUGGUUUACUCCAAAUGCACCUUUAAUUCAGCCUUCUCGGCUUUCUACUGUAAGCAUAUGUUGUUAACACACCCUUGUUUUGAGUAUUUAUGUUGUGAAUUUCUCAAGCAAAACCAGACCAUUUCUGAGUACUGGUUCUUCUAUAUCAGUUAAAAGAGACAUGGCUUUUGUUCAGUCCAAAACUUCUUAGUAAUAAAUUUUGGAUCAUUUAUUCA
This is a messenger RNA of Gossypium raimondii (Peruvian cotton), 680 nucleotides long. RefSeq lists its product as uncharacterized. The record is from RefSeq and is a predicted model, not a curated record. The transcript is spliced from 3 exons. The coding region runs from base 73 to 432 and encodes 119 amino acids. Gene Ontology annotation, cellular component: chloroplast. NCBI's taxonomy places the organism in Eukaryota, Viridiplantae, Streptophyta, Magnoliopsida, Malvales, Malvaceae.